Molecule: messenger RNA, 1371 nt
Organism: Echinostoma caproni
Lineage: Eukaryota; Metazoa; Platyhelminthes; Trematoda; Plagiorchiida; Echinostomatidae
Source: the annotation of a GenBank genome assembly
AUGAACACUGCUUCCCCUUGCACCAAAUCGAUUUACUAUUGUUUUCAGGAUCCGCAGGUGGCCAUUCCUACGGAAUGUGCUGAAGUCAACGUUUUGGAGCCAAUGAUAGUGGAAACCUCUGAUAACAUGACUAUGAAGACUCGAUCCGGCAACAUUUUGGCGUCUGCCAAGAAUCGCCCCUCAAAAUCCUUACCCAGUCUUCAUCCGGCGCCGCUGAGUCCAUCCAGUUCGGCGAUGGUCAGUGAUACAGACACACUAGCCUCACCACCAGUUGGACAAAGUCACAAUUCCAGCCCAAAUGUCGGUCAAUCGGAUCCACAGUCUCCCAGUAUGAGAUCUUCGUCUAAGAGAGCUCCGCAUAAAGCUACACAGCGACGAACGGAAUUAGCUGCACUAUCUACUACGUCUGGAGAUAUAGAUCAUGCUCUCAGCCCACUGGUUUCCGAAGGCGGCACGGCCGAGGAUGGUACUACGAGUUCUGCUCACUCGGUCGUCACACUAGCGCGUCGUUGGCGUCGAGGUCUCUUGUCCGCUUUGUCUACCUUGUGCAGCCACCGUCACGCCUACGUGUUCAUGCACCCAGUGACUGAGGAUAUCGCUCCAGGAUACAGUUCUGUUGUAUACGAGCCGGUUGAUUUGACCUCAUUACGAAAACGUUUGGAGGCGGCACUAGCCAGUAUAACAAGUGGUUCUACGGGGUCCAUAACUUCUGCUUCACCUAAACAGAUUCUCAUCGAUGCGGCCACCGGAUUUAUUCGCGAUCUGAUGCUCAUGUUUGUCAACGCACGUAUGUACAACAGCUCAAAUCAUGAAGUACACAAAAUGGCUGGCGAUAUGUUCAACGACAUCAUUGGUGAGCUAAAGCCACUUUGGUCCGUCCUAGAGGAAGAUAUUCCAGGAUUUCCAAGUCUUCCUUUGGCAACUAGACAAUCCGUUCCAGUUACUGUACGUAGUGUGACACGACCUCCGGCGACCGGUGUCACGCCCACUACGUCACCCACGUCGAUUCAACCUCCAAAAAACCCCGAAACCCCGGUUAGCAAGGCUCCAGCGCCUAGUACCCGCUCAGUUAAACGGCCUGCUUCCAAGCUUUCCCAACGCCUUCAGGCACUCACAUCGAUUGAUGUGACAAAGGAUGAACGAGACGGAAAGGUUCGUGAUGUGUGCCGCAAAGCAAUUUGGAGUCUGUCAUCUUGCAAACCGGGACAUGGGAUAGAGCAACUCAUGGAUGGAUCAACAGACACAUUUUGGCAAUCCGACGGUCCGCAACCACACUGCGUUACGAUUCAAUUUCCUCAGAAAACCACAUUAGUUCGCUUGUGCCUUUAUACCGACUACAAGGCUGAUGAAAGUUAUACACCUAGUAGGUGA